Messenger RNA from Manihot esculenta (cassava), 3215 nucleotides. Its product is annotated as pentatricopeptide repeat-containing protein At4g04790, mitochondrial. The record is from RefSeq and is a predicted model, not a curated record. The coding region runs from base 609 to 2714 and encodes 701 amino acids. The transcript is spliced from 16 exons. Lineage: Eukaryota; Viridiplantae; Streptophyta; Magnoliopsida; Malpighiales; Euphorbiaceae. Gene Ontology annotation, molecular function: protein binding.
AUUAGAAAUGAUACUUGGAAGGAUGUUAUCCAAGCAAAUUGUGGAUUGUUGGUCGUAAGAGUUGUGAAUCAGCAGGUCCAACAGACUUUUUGAGUGUUCUAGUUUAUUUAUGCAUGAAACAACUCGAAGCAUGUCAAGCCACAAGCCUGCAGCUCACCUGAAAAGAGAAGCUGACCAUCAAAGCAGGACCCUAUUCUACUAGUUCGCAGCAUCCCCUUGGAGACCUGGUUUAUAUGUCAUUCAACAGUUAUCUUGUGGAGGAACCUUGGCUCCUGAGCUACCACCUUGGUUCCUCCUGGAAAGAAAUUUCCCAUGUAAAUAUCAGCAAGUGAAGGCAAGCCACUUCUGCAGCCAAGCCAAAUAAAGCAAACAUUUGAAAAGAGAAAGAAACCAAGCAGCUAGCGGAGGGCAUUUCAUCGAUAUUAAGAGAUAAUGAUUCACAUGAGACAAGCAGUAAGAAAUCCUCUGAAAAGCAGUUGGAAAUACCUUGGAUUCCAAAUUUCUAUAAUGAGGUUAGAUCUGAACAACGGAAAGAAGUAUCCCGCAAAAGAAAACAUAUAUGGGUUUUCAAAUCUACUCAGGUCAAUCGUUUUGACCGAUUAGUUAAAAUGUGUGCACAGACACUGGGGGUACAAGCUACAAUUGAUGCCUUUGGAAAAUUGGGGCGUGAAAAUGGUUUGAAAGAAUACAAUGCUUUGAUAAAGAUUUGCAUUGGGAAGGCUAGGGAAAGUGAUAAUGAAGAUGUUAUGUUGGAAUAUAUUUCCAGGGCUUUUCAACUUAUGAAGUUAAUGAAGGAGCAGGGUUUCCAGCUAGAAAAUGAGACUUACGGUCCAUUUCUUAUGUAUAUAGUUGAUAUGGGUAUGGUACAAGAAUUUGACUUUUUCUGUAAGUUUAUCAAGGAGGACAACCCUAGUUCACUUGGAAGAUUGGGUUACUAUGAGAUGCUGCUACAUAUUAGAGUUGAUAACAAAGAAAAGAUUCAGGAACUCUGCAAUUAUAUUUCUGUCAACGAUUUGAAUGAACCUAUAAGUUUACAAGAAAAUUAUUUGUUAGCACUUUGUGAAACGGACCAGAAGAAUGAGCUGUUGCAGUUGUCAGAGAUUAUAGACAUAACAAAAGUCUCAUCAUUGGGCAAUGCAGUCAGCAUCUUUAAAUCCUUAGGGAGACUACUGUUGGAGUCCCUGGCAGAGAAGUUCCUUUUGGAAUUCAAAGAAUGUGAUUAUGGCAUAGAGCAUAUCUCAACUCUCAUCUUUAGUUAUGCUACUAGCAUCCCUAAUUUAGCGGUUGAGGAUAUCAUUUUAAAAUUCAAAAGCAUGCACACAGAGCUGGAGGUUGCACCUACUUUAAAGUCGUAUGAGAAGCUCCUGAUAUUUUGUUGUGAUUUACGUAAGGUGUAUGCAGCUCUUGAUUUAGUUGACCAGAUUUGCAGAGAGGGUUUAACCUUAUCUAUAGACAUGCUAAAUUCUAUAUUGCUUGCUAGUGACGCAGUCUUUGAGUUUAAUUUGGGUCAACGGAUUUAUUCUUUGAUCUGCCAACAUAACUUGAUACCAAAUAGUGAGACUUUCAGGAGCAUGAUAAGUUUGAGGGCAAAAAUGAAAGAUUUUGGUGGUGCAUAUGAUCUGCUUAAUGAUGUAAAGAAAUUAAAGUUAACACCUACAGCAAGCAUGUACAAUGCUAUAAUGGUAGCAUAUUUUCGAGAGAAAAACAUAAAUGGUGCAUUAACAGUUCUCAAGGAAAUGGAACGGGCAGAAGUAAGACCCGAUUCUCAAACUUACAGCUAUUUAAUAGCCAACUGUGACAGUGAAGAUCAAAUUAUCAAGUAUUACGAAGAGCUGAAGGUUGCUGGAAUUUCAGUUUCAAAGCAAAUUUUCAUGGCACUCAUUAAUUCAUAUGCAACCUGUGGGCAGUUUGAGAAGGCAAAGCUGGUACUCUUAGAAAAAGGGAUUCCUAUUAAGAACCUUAACGAAAUCAAAAGUGUACUUGUCUCUGCUCUUGCAUCACAUGGUCAAUUGUGUGAUGCCCUUGACUUGUAUGAAGAAAUCAAGGAAGCUGGGAAGUAUUUGGAGCCAAAAUCUGUCAUAUGCCUUAUUGAUCAUCUUCAAUCUGAGGACGAAAUAAGUAGAUUGCUUCAGCUACUGGAAGAAUUGCAAGAUCCUGACUAUUGGGUGGAUGGUUGCUACAGAGUUAUCUUGUAUUGUAUACGCAACAAGCAUACAAGUUCUGCUGUCAAUCUGCUCAAGCAACUCAAGGAUAGAUUCAGCAAUGAUGAAGUGGCCAUGCAAGUUCUUUUUGAUGAGGUUUUCUCAUUAUUUGCUGAGACGGAGCCUUCGCAGUUGCACAUAGGAUUGGAGUUGCUUCAAGCCCUUAAGAAUGAGCUUUGUGUUACCCCAUCUCGGAAAUCUCUUGAUUUUCUCCUCAGUGCUUGUGGUAGGGCCAAAGAUUUGCGUAAUUCUAAUUUGAUAUGGAAAGAGUACAAGGCAGCUGGAUAUCCUUACAAUGUCGCAAGUUAUUUAAGGAUGUAUCAGGCCCUUUUGGCUUCAGGAGACAGUAAAUCGGCAAAACUUAUGCUAGCUAACAUUCCAAAAGAUGAUCUUCAUGUUUACGUGAUCAUCGAAGCCUGUCAAAAAGCUUAUAAUAGAUCCAAAUCUGCAAAGGGGAAAAACAAGAAAAACAAGAGCAAGAAAACCCAGAAAAAAGAGCCAAAAGUUAAAUGACAUGAACCCAAAUCUAAAUGUGGAUAAAAAUUAUAAACAACACUAGCAACUUUAUCGUGCUCGUGGAAAAAUCCAAGGCAAUAAGGGCCCUGUGGUGAAGCACAUAAAAGGAGGAGGAAGAAGCAAAGAAAGUAAAAACCAUCCAUUUGUGAAUGAAUAAGCAAAAUUUUCAAAUCCCAAUCCAGUUGAGGAUGCUGCAAACCUUUCCAGCCCAUUUUAACAAGGGUAUUUUCUUCUCCAACAUUGGUAUGAUUGCGGUCGGAACUCCUGGAAUUCCAGGUUAGUAAAAUGAUGAAAACCUGCCCAAUUUAUACAGGUGCUCUGAACCUAGGAGUUGCAAUGGCAAUAGGACAGAGCCACAGAACCUUUGAAUUUUUAUCGUCAUCUCAUCCAGAGGUGGUUUGUUGUAUGCGGGUCACUAAUUCCCCCAGAAUAGCGACUGAGCCUGUAGCGGAUGAUUCUAUAUUCAGUAAUCAUAUCUUUCUUAAUGAUUCUUUUGCA